AUGGGAAGACAUCCCAGAAGGCGAAUGCCAAUAGAAGGCGCCGAUGGAGCAAUCUCUCAACCGCCCUCAUUACUCACCCUCCCAGCAGAAGUACGAUUCAUGAUCUGGGAAGCCGUCGCCACUUGUUCAGGACCAAUCCUCGUAUGUGCAGAGUCUCUCACAUUUGGUCCACUAGAGCAAGUUGCGAGAUUCAGCUUUGCUAUUCCCCCUCCGGUACUCACCAACAAACAACGCAAACUUCGCUCUUCGAAAGCUAAAGCUAAACUGACUGCCAAUCCACUCAUCUGGCUUCUCACAAACCGCCAAAUCUACGCCGAAGCCCGGUCCGUUUUUUAUGCAAACAUAUGUCUCGCGUUUGACAAUGUGUUUUGCCUGUCGGCAUUCAUGUUCCAGUCACCAGAGACUUUUAUCAAGCCGUCGAUGGUGCGGUCGCUAUCGUUAGACCUACAACUGGCUAUCAAUGCAGACACCCGCAACAAGUUCAUACCUCCUUUUUCAAACCACUGCAAGUUCUCUUUCUCUAAAUCCGUAAACCACGGGUGGGAAAUAAUGAUGAGGAACCCCGAUGAUUGGUGGGGAGGACGAUAUAUAUGCAAGUGUCCGUUUUGUCUCGCGCCUAGUAGCAGUGCACUAGCAAAUGGUGCUGACUACUUCACCGGCCUGCGUGAACUGCGGUUGCAGAUAAGAUUCGGCUGCAGUCAUGGGCCGGCAAACGAGUGGGAAAUGAUUAGGCAGUGUUGUGAUCCGCAGCGGUUUCGCACUGGAGGACAAUACUUUGGGAAGUUGGGGCAGCUGAUGGACUCAGAUUCCCUAGUGUGUAAGGAUAGCAGCGAGAAAAUCGCGGAUUUUGCCAAGUGGAUUUGUACGCAGGUGCCGCUACGGGUUUUCUCAAAAUUGAAGCUGGAUGCUGUCGACGUGCAGUUCAAUGUGGAGAGAAUUGAACGUAGUCCGCUAGUUAUCCAUGAGUAUCAACGUGGGAAUGAUAGAUGCUGGUGCGAUAAUCACAAGGUUGAUAAGGAGAGCAUAGAGAGUUGUGGGUUUGCAGAGGAACUUAAAAGACGGUUGAUGAAUGGAGAUUCUGAAGAGGACGGUUGA
Molecule: messenger RNA, 1095 nt
Organism: Pseudogymnoascus verrucosus
Lineage: Eukaryota; Fungi; Ascomycota; Leotiomycetes; Thelebolales; Thelebolaceae
Exons: 2
Coding region: 1-1095 (364 amino acids)
Source: RefSeq, a predicted model, not a curated record